CAGGAAGUGGGCUCUUUGCCGUCGUGACGCCACUUGACGCUGGUCUCCACCGAGGACGGGAGUUGCAGCUGUUUUUAUCUUGUAAGCCUGGCGAUCUUCCUACGAGAUGUGGCUGGCGCUAUGCACAGUUAUCCCGACCUUAUGCUCGGUGAUUUACGGCUUUAAUGAACAAGAGCUCCCCGCUGUUUCGGGACAGCAAAACGGUGACCGCUUCAAAAUCGAGGGCCGUGCGGUGGUGCCGGGCAUUCGCGCUCAGGACUGGAUAAGCUCAGCUCGGGUGCUCGUCGAGGGAGAGGACCAUGUCGGCUUUUUCAGGACUGAUGGAAGUUUCACUGUGAAUGAUGUCCCCUUUGGUUCCUAUGUAUUAGAAAUUGUGUCUCCAGCUUAUAAAUUUGAACCAGUUCGUGUGGAUAUCACAUCAAAGGGCAAAAUGAGGGCAAGAAUGGUCAAUUACAUUAAGACAUCAGAGGUGAUUCGCUUACCUUACCCUCUUCAGCUGAGGUCCUCUGGCUCUCCUUCUUAUUUUUUGAAAAGAGAAACUUGGGGUUGGACAGACUUUCUGAUGAAUCCUAUGGUUAUGAUGAUGGUGCUACCCCUGUUGAUAAUUGUAUUACUUCCAAAAGUAGUAAACACCAAUGAUCCUGAAAUGAGACGGGAAAUGGAGCAAUCCAUGAACAUGUUGAAUCCCAAUCAUGAGCUACCUGAUGUUUCAGAAUUUAUGACCAAACUUUUUUCCUCCAAGUCUUCUGGAAAGUCUGGCAGUAGCAGUAAAACAGGCAAAAGUGGGCCAAUGAAGAGAAGGUAGUGUGCGCUCUGUAAGAAGACAUGAAUUGAUGCCUUUUGCUUGCUGCCCGACUCAUUUUUUUUUUUUUUUUCCUCCUCAUAUCCCAACAGUGAAUGAAAUAUUUAUUUGAAAGUAAUGUUUUGACAUGUUAUAAUAUGUUACUGCUCGUACUCAUGAGAAACCAUGAGUGAAUAUUCAUAAUAAACCUUUAGAGUCACAAACUUCAUUGGAGAGAUGCUUUUUAACUACGGAAUCCCAAUUGUUUCAAAAGGUAAUUACAUAAAUAGUAUAAAACAAUUGUGUUUGAUUGCAUUUAACUAUUGAAAAUAACUCUUCAUGGUUUACCUCACUAGUAAGUGUGUGAAGCAACUAUUACAGAUUUAUAUAUUUCUAACAGUGCUUUUUUGAGUUGUUUUUGAAAAGGAUUUAAUUGAAUAUUAUUUCAAUAGCUUUUAAUUACACCCACUUAAUUGCAGAUAAUGAAAAUGGACACACUGUGUUGAUCAACAUUACGUGCUCAGAAAAUGUAAAGUGAGAUGCUUGUAAUUUUAAAUAACUAUUUAUAUAGAUGUAUUUAAAAAUGAUUGAUGACAAUAAAAUGUAACUGACUUUUU
This is a messenger RNA of Erpetoichthys calabaricus (reedfish), 1398 nucleotides long. It is a transcript of the gene emc7b, whose product is annotated as ER membrane protein complex subunit 7b. Gene Ontology annotation, cellular component: EMC complex. Gene Ontology annotation, molecular function: carbohydrate binding. Lineage: Eukaryota; Metazoa; Chordata; Cladistia; Polypteriformes; Polypteridae. The transcript is spliced from 5 exons. The record is from RefSeq and is a predicted model, not a curated record. Bases 107 to 805 code for a protein of 232 amino acids.